This is a messenger RNA of Musca domestica (house fly), 495 nucleotides long. Its product is annotated as pupal cuticle protein Edg-78E. The coding region runs from base 1 to 369 and encodes 122 amino acids. Gene Ontology annotation, cellular component: chitin-based extracellular matrix. Lineage: Eukaryota; Metazoa; Arthropoda; Insecta; Diptera; Muscidae. The transcript has 2 exons. The record is from RefSeq and is a predicted model, not a curated record. Gene Ontology annotation, molecular function: structural constituent of chitin-based larval cuticle.
AUGAAAUCAAUUUUCGGCAGUGCCAUUAUCAUCAUCGCCUGCCUGGCUUGCGGUAUCAUUGCCGAUGGUGAGGAUGCUCAUGCAGAGAUCAUACGUUUCACAAACGACAUCGAUCACGAUGGUAAAUACAAAUAUCACUACGAAACCUCAAAUGGUAUUACUGCCGAGGAGGAAGGUGAGGGUGGUCAUUAUGCUAAAGGCGGUUUUGCCUACUAUUCAGACGAUCAAGCAUUGUAUCAGCUGUCAUAUAAGGCUGAUGAGCUAGGUUUCCAUCCUACCGGUGAACAUUUACCAAAACCUCAUCCAAUACCAGCUGCCAUUUUAAAAUCCAUUGAAUAUAUCCGCACCCAUCCACAAAAAGAGGAGUAAUGAGGAGAACAUUAAACAGUAUUGCUGUACGAGAGGGCUACAGAUGGUAGCAGUAGAAAAUAAUUAUUAUUAAAAAUAAUUAAGGUUGAAUUUUAAAUCAUAGUAAGAAUAAAUUAUUUAGAAUUU